This is a messenger RNA of Pocillopora meandrina, 4346 nucleotides long. Lineage: Eukaryota; Metazoa; Cnidaria; Anthozoa; Scleractinia; Pocilloporidae. The record is from the annotation of a GenBank genome assembly.
AUGGAAUCGAGCGAUCCUAUGCUUAAGAAGAAAGCCAGCCCAGCGCCCAGCUCAGCCCCUAUGCUGUGGAAGGUCCUGGCCAUCAUCUUCAUCGUGAUAAGUGUAGCACUUUUAAUUGCUCUGAUAGUUGUUGCAACAAAGCAACAGAAAGGGGCCGAGAACCAAGACACAAAGCCAAAACCAACCUCUAAGACCACGAUGAGUGUGGAACCUUGUGCUGAUGGAAUGACGAGUUCCAAAGAACCACCAAAGUCUUCGAGUCCUUUUAACGACCUGACAGUCAGCGAGAUCACCGCCGUUAGGGAUUAUUUACUGAAGCAGGCCUCACUAAACCUCACGGAAUAUUCCAAGGCUACAGUCGACAGCAAUUAUAUUUACUUGAUACAGUUGCUUCCGCCGUCGAAAGAAGAAGUUCUGGAACAUCUAGACAAUAAUGGUGCCAAGCCUGAACGAAAAGCUGUUGCUGUGGUUUUCCAUGGUGCCACCGAUCCACCUGUGGUAAAAGAAUACAUCAUCCAUCCGGUCUCGACGCCAACUGAUUACAAGGUUAGAGAGAUUCCAGGUGGACAGAAAAAAACUGUUCCAUUUAAUGCUCGCCCUUUUGAUGGCGUUGUAGAAUAUAACGCACUAGAAAGAGAGAUUGUCAAGGAAACUGCCAGUAAACUCGCCAAGUUAAUUUCUGAAAGUUAUGACGGCUACAUCUACAUCUUCCCCUGUGUCUCUGGUAUAAAGUGCUUACAGUUCCUUUACACAGCCCCUAUGGGUUUUACAGGGGAGGACCGCUAUACCUGGAUCUACUUUGUUCGCGGGGAUGUUGCAGGCCAUUAUCUUCAUCCUCUAGACUUGAUGUUCCUGGUAGAUCAUGGAGGAGCGGACGUUUCUAAAUGGAAAAUCCUCAAGGUUCUUUACAACAAUCAGACUUUUGACACUAUAGACGAGUUAGCGGGAAAAUUCGAAAAUAAUACCAUUAACAAGAUUUCUGUGCCAGCUCCAAAAGGCACAGACGCGCUAUUUUCCAGUUACGAACGUCGAGAAGUUCCUCAGCCAUUUAAGCCAAUGAGAGAACCAGUGCAGUAUGAGCCCGAUGGAAAGCGUUACUCUGUAAAUGGACGUCAAAUUACCUACAUGUCGUGGUCGUUUGAUUUCAGAAUGGAUUCCAACAGUGGCAUGCAAAUCUACGAUAUUAAAUUUAACGGAGAGAGAAUUGUUUACGAGCUCAGUCUUCAAGAAGCAGCGGCUACUUACGCAGGUUUUUAUCCAAGCCCCUCUUGGAAUAACUUUCUUGACGGCUCAUGGCGAAUGGGAAUGAGUAGUUACGAAAUGGUUCGAGGCGUUGAUUGCCCUAAUACUGCUACUUUCUUCGACUUAGUGCACAUGAUUGGAGUUGGAAAUCCGCAGACCUUUCGCAACGCAGUGUGCGUAUUUGAACUAAAUACUGGAACACCACUUCGUCGACAUUAUGAUAACAACUUUUAUAAUGGUUACAAGUUUUAUGGAGGGAUGGCCAACCAAGUAUUAGUUCUGCGUACAGUAGCAACAGUUUACAAUUACGAUUAUGUUUUCGACUUCAUAUUCUACCAGAACGGAGUCAUUGAAGUCAAGAUGUCAGCUUCUGGGUAUAUUUUUGGAGCAUUUUAUAACUCUAACAUGGACCCAUACGCAUACCCGCUUCAUGAGGAUUUCACAAGUGGUACACACGAUCACCUUAUCAACUAUAAAGUGGAUCUGGACGUUGGUGGCAGGGGAAAUUCGUACGAGACUAUCGAAAUUGGGAUCGAAAACAUCACUGAGCGAUGGUUUCCUAACAGACGACGUGUCCAGAAAGUUCUGAAACGCGAUGUGAAGAAAACAGAGAUGGAUGCAUCUUACAAGUUUGACUUCGACCAUCCAAUGUACCUAAACUUUUUCAAUGAAAAGAAGAAAAACCGAAUGGGUGUGAAAAAAGGAUACCGCAUCCAGCUGGACAACAUGCUGAAGCAGUUGUACCCAGAAGAUUGGAUGAUCACACCAAUGUUGAGCUGGUCCCUCUAUCAAAUGGCUAUCACCAAGUACAAAGAGAAUGAGACACAGAGUAGCUCUAUUUAUAAUCAAAACUCGCCAACAGAUCCACAGGUUAGGCUCUCUUUUUCUAAAGCUUGUUUUCUUCUGUUUAACGUGAACUAAAUAUAUGUGAAUACAUGUAGCGAAGAAAUAAUGUCUGUUCUGGAGGAUACAGUAUAAGAGGGUAAAGAGCUGCGUGGAAAACACUCUUCCAAACGUUUGGUAAUAAAUGGAAAACGCAUCCAAUCUGACCACGUUGAAUUGAAAUAAUGCUCUCUUGAUAUAUGUAUUUUGGAGACAACGAUAGUUUUUAUGGUAUCAUGCUUGUUGUCAUUGGUUGUAUGUUGUCAGGCAAGGCAAUGAACGCCGUUAUGAGUGCUUCAAACGUUACGAAUAUAUUUAAUCUUUCUUUACCAUUUCACAGGUUGAUUUCCGUAAUUACCUCGCGGAUGAUGACCCCAUUGUGAACGAGGAUUUGGUUGCCUGGGUUACAAUUGGCGCGAUGCAUGUACCUCAUGCAGAAGACCUGCCCAACACCGCCACGGCUGCCAACUCCGCUCGCUUCUUCAUAAGGCCUUUCAACUACUUUGACGAGGAUCCUUCUAUCGGAUCUACCAAUGCCAUCUUAAUUACACCGAUUGAGCCCUAUAACUUCUCAGCGCAGAAGGUGGAGCGAUAUGGCACUCCUGUAGGACCGCAAUGCAUCCCCAAGAAACACACAACUGACUUCAAGGGUACUUAUUGAUGGACAACUGUUUUUUUGUUGCUGUUGUUGUUAUUAUUUUUGUUUUUUUUUCUGUUGUUUGUUUUAUUUGGAACGGUAUGCUUACGAAUAUGUCGUGUUACUCUACUUAGUGAGGUAGAUCAAUUCAUAAUAUACCAAAGUCAAAAGCUACCACCAAAUUGCAAAAAUGUUGAGACACUUUGAAGAAAAAGUGCGUUUAGCGAUUUCAUCUGAAGGUUAAUAAGAAUGUUAGUGAAAAAAAAAAUCAAGAGGUACUCCCAUGUACAUGAUACUGCCUAUAGCAACAUUGCAAAAGAGGGGUAAGGGGAUACAAUAUGUUGGAUCACAUGGUGAACACUUUUCUGUUCUCAAAUGUCUCAACUACUUUUGCAACUGGUUAUACCUUUAUCCUUUAACCUUUUGAUUAUACGAUUAGGUUUCAUGAAACUCUUGUUAUUAAACCUUGUAAGAAGGAAAGCUCUUGUGUUGGAUCUUAAUAGAGUAAGACGAGUGCAACACUACGCUAGGCUUUUAUUACCACAGUUGUAUUUUCUAAUCAUUUUAGUCUUCAUGAUUUCCAAAUCACUGCGGCUGUAAACAUGGUUUUGGUGUUCAUUUGAUUUAGGUGCAUUUUGACAAAUUCUGAUACUAUGGGCAUGUUUUCAAAACCGUCCGUAAGCUCCUUUUCCUUGACAUUUUCCCUUCUGUCGUAAAGGCGUGCAUGGAUAGGAAAAAUUUUUUAAGUCUGUUUGUUCUCCGGUGAUGCGAAUUCCUCUGUCCCUAAAUUAUUUUACAUAGAUUAUAUAAUUUAUUGCAACUUUGCGCUUAUUCUUAAAAUCACAAACAUUAGCACAUGCAUCCAGCAUAAUAUGGAAACUUUUUGUCGCCAAAUGAACGAUUUAAUUUUGUCAUGUCAUUAAGUAGACGUUUCACAUUUCCCUAAUUGUCAAAAAAACAAGGAUAUCAGUAAAUUAACAUGUGAGUUUAACAUGGUACAUUUUUUGCGUAAAUGGUUCGUUGAUAGGGUAACUCUCAGAAAGGCCUGUAGCUUUAACGACGAGACAGAAGCAAAGUGGAAGAAGGCAGACAAUAACAGAACCAGCUAUAAACAUAAUAAAUCUUCAGCGCCUUGUCCUUUUUUUUUUAAUCUUUCCACUUCUUCUUCUCAGUCACCGCUAAACAGGACAGUGAGAUGUUGCUUUUAGUUUAGAGUCGUGAUCUUGUUUUCAUAGUCAUUAUCACCAGUACGUUGAGGAGAACUAUGAAGGGACAACUGAUGGUGUUGAUGACGAUGGUUAUAAUAUAACUGAGCAACAAUAGGACAUCUGCUGUGUCACCUUCUCCAAUUGGUUAAGUUUGUAGCGUUUGUAAAACUAUCCGUGGAAAAGUUUGCCAUAUCUAAUUGGAAAUUUAAUGCAACUAAAGUAUGUAUCUGAACAACCGUUUCUGCAAGACUUUUACCAUUACAUAAUACGAAGAAAGUCAGGUUUCAUUUUUCAUCUCCUGGGAAUGACUAUUGAAUCCACAUAUGCAUGACAUCAAUGCAGCACAAAGCUGAAUUAGAAACGCUAAACUCCGCCCG